AUGGGCAGAAUCGAACUAGUCACACAGCCUUCGAAAGAGAACCUCAACGAGGAAGCACUCAGGGAGGCCACUUUGAACAAACUACAUAAGUUGGUCAAUGAGAAUCGAGAUGACGACGACAAGGAAGCCACCAAGAAAGAAAAGGAAGGCCAAGUCCACGGCCGCAAGUCGGAAUCUCCAGUUUCCUCUCCAUCACGAACUCCAUCGCCCGAAGUCGACUACGACGGUUUUGAGGUUCCUUCGGGAAAGAUCCCCAUUGACGGUAACUUUUCCACCAGUGAAGUCAAGGAGCUCAUAGAAUUGGCCAGAGAGGACGGCGCUUUGGGCGCAGAUAUUGACGUCAAGGUUUUGGAGCGCAAUGCCUUGGGUAACAGGGUCGUGGUGAGUGAGAAGGAGCAGCAGGAGAGAGAAAGGAAGGAGAAAGAGGGCGCCGAGGGUAAUGAAUCCCUGGAUACCCAGGACGGUGAGUCCGAGAAGGAUGACUCCAAGAAGGAUGAUUCCAAGAAGGAUGACCCCAAGAAGGAUGAAUCUAGCGAAGAGAAGGGGCCCAAGGACCAGACAGAACAGGAGAGCUGA
Molecule: messenger RNA, 576 nt
Organism: Candidozyma duobushaemuli
Lineage: Eukaryota; Fungi; Ascomycota; Pichiomycetes; Serinales; Metschnikowiaceae
Exons: 1
Coding region: 1-576 (191 amino acids)
Source: RefSeq, a predicted model, not a curated record